Molecule: messenger RNA, 4202 nt
Organism: Lampris incognitus (smalleye Pacific opah)
Lineage: Eukaryota; Metazoa; Chordata; Actinopteri; Lampriformes; Lampridae
Product: zinc fingers and homeoboxes protein 2
Exons: 3
Coding region: 324-3473 (1049 amino acids)
Biological process (GO): regulation of transcription by RNA polymerase II
Cellular component (GO): nucleus
Molecular function (GO): DNA binding; DNA-binding transcription factor activity, RNA polymerase II-specific
Source: RefSeq, a predicted model, not a curated record
GUGAUGCCCUCCCAUGACGCCCAGGUCAGGAGUUGACGUAGCCUGUGAGCGGGAGACGCCACGGCACCACCGGUAUUGGGCCAGCGCCAUCAGCUGGUCUUCGCCCUUGCCCUGCUCUUCCCCCUCUCGCGCUGGAGAUCCCCCCGCUGCCUUGUCUCUCCUGCUUCCGUCCACAUCCACCGCAGUUGCCCCCGAUCCUUUGCAGUAAGCCCCGCCUCCUCAAAAGGGAAAGGCAGACGCACUCAGCCAACACCAGCAUCCGCCACCAAGCAUCACAACUUUGCCAAGUUUAACCAGCAGCUCCACCAGCAGCAGCAACCGUCAUGUCCAGUCGUAGGAAGUCCUCCACCCCUUGUAUGGUCCGUGUUAUCAGCGAGCCAGCAGAGCAGGAUGACCCCGAAGAGGUGAUGGACAUUGAAAUGACCCCAGACAAAGGCGUUGGGGAGGGAGGGUCAUCAGAACCAUGGGAACCUCCCGAGAAGAGCGAAGAUGCUCACCAGGAGAACCCAGAGAAUCCAGACCAGCAGGUGUUUCCCAGUCUUGAGGAAAACAGGAACCCAAAGCCUUUAGAACAAGAGCGUCCUUCAAGCAAAGCUGAUCAAGACGCCACUGUGGAAGAUGUAGAAGAUGGAGAGGUCAAGGAGAGGGAAGCUACAGACUCUGACGCAGCCUCUCAGAGAAGGGUUAGAGGUUACGAGUGCAAAUACUGCCCCUUCUCAACGAAGAACCUCAAUGACUUCAAAGAGCAUGUGGACUCUAACCACCCCAAUGUCAUUCUCAACCCACUAUAUCUGUGCGCCGUCUGCAACUUCAGCACCAAGAAGUUUGACUCCCUCACAGAGCACAAUGAGAGCCAGCACCCAGGAGAGACAAACUUUAAAUUUAAGAGGGUAAAAAUGAACAAUCAGACUAUCUUGGAACAGACAAUCGAAGGCAAGGACAACUCAGUUGAAUGUGACUUGACAAGCGAAAACAGUCAAAGCAACAACGGCACAGCAUUUCCACCUUGCAUAUCAACCACAGUGAAAAACCCAGAAAACAUUCAGUCGCUCUACCAGGGGAGCACCUUGAAAAGCCAGCUGGAUGGACUGCUCCAGAAGGACCAGAUCACAGCUGUUAACAUCAAUGGAACGGUUAUCAUCCCCGAACCGACCAUCCUUCAAGGGCUCUCUCAUGUCACACCGCUACUCCAGCGGCCACCCAACUUCAACUCCGUACCAAAAAUUGCUGUUCCCCUGAACACUACCAAAUACAACCCUUCCCUGGAUGACAACCUUACGCUGAUCACGUCUUUCAACAAGUUCCCUUACCCAACACAUGCCGAGCUCUCCUGGCUCACAGCCGCCUCCAAACACCCGGAGGAGCAGAUCAAAGUGUGGUUCACCACCCAGCGACUGAAACAGGGUAUCACCUGGUCUCCAGAAGAGGUAGAGGAAGCCAGAAAGAAAAUGUUCAACGGCUCUAUCCCACCCGCCCAUCACACUUUCACCGUCCUGCCCAACAGUACCGUCUCCCAGACGUCAGCCAAAGCCUCCCAUCAACCGGUCGUCCACACCACAGUAGAGCAUGCAGGUCCUUUCAGGGUGGGUGUCUCCAAUGGGUUAACAAUACUCACCACGACUGCCACCACAUCAUCCCCUGCCGGAGUUACUGUUGGCUCUGGCAGUGCUCAGAAGCGACCCCUGCCGACCCAUGUGACAACAGUGUUUGGUCCGGAAUCAAAGCGACCAAUCAUGGCUGUUGCCCCCCACUCUGGGGACCCAAGAGACAAGGGCCUCAUGGCCCCACCCCCGCCUCCCCCCCCAUUGAAAGACCGUGUCCCAAUGGAGAUGAAGAGACCUGUAGCAAUUCCUCUGGUUGCCACGGAGAUGAAGAGGCCACCUGCUGCAGUGCCUUUAAUACUACCGCCGUCAUCAACUUUAGCGUCCAAAGGGAAGCAACUCCCCGCAGCAAACCCAUCAUCAGGAAACCCCAAAACAAAACCGGUGGUCUCUUUUCCCUCCAUCGUCUUUCCAGAGUCCUUAACCCGGCCUUAUAUUGCACCUCCCCCUAUUAUCGCCCCCCCAUAUAAGAAUUAUCUGAUUCCUCAUCCUUCUUCCAUCAACUCCAAAGAAAAGCACCCUAUCACCCAUGCCCUAUUAGGACCAGAUUUAAAACUACCCAACUCACCUCCUCAUGUUGUCCCGCAGAUCAGGAGACCAACCAUCAUCCAGUCCAUCCGCGCCCCAGUUAAACCACCACCCCAGUUUCCAGGCUUUCUUUCCAAUGGACUGAAGUCCAAAGAACAAGGAGUGGAACUAAAAGCUAGCUUCCCCAGAGGGGACAAGUUACUCACCCCUCUGUCAGAGGCCAAUGGUGUGUCUCGUUGGGAUCAGACCUCCCACACACACAACAACGGUGUCAUACAGCCAGACGGUGGUGAGCCACAGGUUCCAUCAAAACCAGAGCAGAGGCAGAAGUCAUCAGUGCCGACCCAAUUCCCUUUGCUGGAGAGGAUGAAAGGGAAGACAGCGGAGCAGCUGAAAAUUCUGGAGGAAAACUUCCUGCGGAACAGCUUCCCCACACAUGCCGAUAUGGACAACUUGGUAGCUGCUACAUGCCUUUCUCGUCAGGAGAUUGAGAGCUGGUUUCUGGAUCGCCGUGCACUCCGUGACAACCUAGAGCAAGCCUUGCUCAACUCAAUGGGAACCAAGAGGAUGGGCUCUAGCUGUGCAAUAACCGAAAAACGACAUCAGCAGCACCAGACUACACAGCUGAACGGUAUUCACAAACAGAGCAGCGGUGGGGGCAGCCAUCUUAAAAGCCCUCCUCCAUCCCCAAUCCUGCCCAUCAUUUCUCCCACCCUUCUCAAACCUUCUAUUCCCAACCAAACUUCCUGCUCAGUGCCUGCAGACAGCCGAUCUCUGGUGCUCCUCAAGGACGAUUUUGCUCAAACCCGGUGGCCUUCCCAUGAGGAGCUCAGCCAGCUGGAAGUGCGGACAGGCCUGGCACGAGCCGACCUCAUCCGCUGGUUCAAUGACAGCCGUUUGGCACUCAAGAGCGGUAGCACCGAUUUGACAGAACUGUUUCACAAGACAAACAGCACCACCACCAGCAGCGGCACAGGGCUGAACAGCAGUCAGGGGACACCUGUGGGCUCCAAUGAAAAUGCCCUGAGCAUCAUCCAGCACUGCCAUGAAGGAGGCCUGACAAACAGCAGCAGCAGUAAAAUGUUGGAGGGCGACCUGAACCGGCUAGCGGAACAGCGUGCUAACAGCUUCAGCAAUCAACAGCACCAGGAGCUCCAAGACUGGUUUAGUGGCAGGCUGAGGCAGCAGAGCAUGGUGGAGAUGAAGAAUGGGGGCCAGACAGGAGGACCGCAGGAGAUGUUUGGGAGCUGGCUAGAGGAGGGCCAUGCGAGGAGGGGAAGGGAGCUGCUCAUGGACAGGGAGAAGAAGAUAGUGGAGGACACUGCUGGGAGGCUGACUGGAUAAACGGUGCGAAAGUUGGAAGUUUUUCCCCCACCGCAGCUGGUGUCGGUAACAUCCGGAGUCCAGGAAGGACGACAGACACGGAAUGAAGCAAAACAGAAAGGAAGAAAACUUAUUAAGCGUUUUUUUUGUUUUGUUUGUUUUUUUAUAAAUCUCUUGAUUGUCGCAUCCCAGCUCACGCACCUUCUCCUCAAUCAUUUCGGAGGUAAUCUUGUCAAACACUUUUUUUUAAUCAUUCAUUUUUUUAUUUCUGUGACAGAAAGCCCCCCCCCCCAGAAAUGACCCGGUGGUCUCUUCAUCAGAUGUGACGCUUUUUAAGAAACGGAUGAAGUUCUUCAUGUCGACUGUUUUUGAUUUAUUUGUUUUCAACGAGGAACAAACGCGCUCCCACCGUGAAAAUGUUGCGCAGGGCAGAAACACCCGCCGCUGGUUUGAAUCUUAAAUUAACUUUACUUCAGGACGUUUUAGCUAAUUUAUGCAGACGCGAGACACCCAGAAGGCCAUCAGAGAUGUUGAUAAGGGAUCAAAACAUUCAUCAUUUAAACUGACCCCAUCAGUCAAAAACGUUUUAUCUACCAAACACUUAAGUUUAUGCAGUCCUUAAAAAAUGUUUUGUAGUUUGCUUUGAUAUUGUGCAACAAAUUUUUUACAAAAGUAAAUUGCUUUUUUUUUUUUGGGAAAAGUGGCAAUCUCAUUUUGGGAGUCUUCAUAUGCAUAAAGUCAAAAGCCAUA